Molecule: messenger RNA, 2155 nt
Organism: Misgurnus anguillicaudatus (oriental weatherfish)
Lineage: Eukaryota; Metazoa; Chordata; Actinopteri; Cypriniformes; Cobitidae
Source: RefSeq, a predicted model, not a curated record
UGGGUGCGUUAUAGUCUAACGAUAGUCGAUGUCCUCUAUUGUUAUGUCCUUUUGGCUGAUUAUAUGUUUGUUUUAUUUUCUAUUUUCCAGAGUACAUCGCAGCAUGUACCCUACACUGUAGAAAGGCAACAUGUAGAAUGCCAAACUGAUCCUCCACAUGCAACAUCAGUGGGCACACAGUAUGAUCAGUCAAAAAAACAGAAAUCAGUCAGCACACAAUUGUCCUUUGGUAAACUAAGGGACUGGCAUAUGAGGAGCAAAGGAUCCCAGGCAGCAGUGUUGUGUCACAGUGUUUCCACUGAAACAACAUCAGCGUACGCAGAUUUCCCAUUCGGAUUACAAUCUCCAAUCUCUUCAACACCUAUGAAGACCUCUGCUUUUAAUCCAAAGAAAAGACGUCGCAUAGAGUUGGAGGAGGAAGAUACUGAGAGCGAAACACUAUGUGAACCUCACGACACCACAUAUAACCCAGAAGACACAGUUGUUACUGAAGAAUCAGAACUGUCAUUUGUGCAAAGUUCCUCAUACAAUGAAAAAAAAUACGUUGUAUUUGAAAGCUGCCUCCGAGACUUGUUCGACAUCUGUCCACUUUGCCGGAGGAAGUGUGAUGUUCGUCAACGGCAACAGGGAACUUUUGUGGCAUUCAGUCAACUUUGCUCAAACUGCAGUUACAACAAACAGUGGAAUAGCCAGCCCAUUGUUGGAAGUACACCUACAGGAAAUCUUCUUCUGUCUGCUGCAACGUAUUUCACUGGUAAUUCAUUCAUCCAGAUAGAAAAGGUUUUCCGUGCCAUGAAUCUCCAGGUUUUUCAAUAUGACACAUUCAGGAGACAUGCAGGGAAUUUGUUGGAACCGGCUAUUGUCCACAAGUGGAAAACAGACCAAGCGAAUAUGCUUUUGGAGUUGCAGAAGAAUAAUAAAAUUGCAAUUGCUGGAGAUAUGAGAGCAGACUCACCAGGACACUCAGCAAAGUAUGGUAGCUACACUCUACUCGACUUGAACACCAACACCAUAAUCGACCUUCAGCUUGUUCAGAGCAAUGAAGUUGGAGGAAGCUAUCACAUGGAGAAGGAGGGCCUGAAGCGUUCCCUAGAUCUUCUGGAUUCAAAUGGUCUGACGGUGGACUACAUUGUGACUGACCGACAUCCACAAAUCCAAAAGUUUUUGAGAGAACGCAGCAUUACACAAUACUAUGAUGUGUGGCAUUUUGAAAAAGGUUUGUCAAAGAGACUAGCCCUUCUGGCAGAACAAAAGGGCUGUGAGGUUUUAAAGAAAUGGUUGCGCAGUAUUAGAAAUCAUGUUUAUUGGUGCGCAACGUCUUCAACUUCUGGACCUGAGAAGGUGGCCAAGUGGAACUCCUUGAUAAACCAUCUUCAAAAUGUGCAUGUCCAUGACGACCCUACAUUUUCCAAAUGUGAACAUCCGGACCAAGAGUCUACAAAUUCAACAAAAUGGUUAACACCAGGGUCAAUGGUUCUACAUAAAGUAGAAAAAAUCUUAGUCAAUAAGAGAGUCCUCAGGGAUGUCGGGAAGCUAAGCCAUCACCAUCAAACAUCAUCAGUGGAGGCCUUCCAUAGCCUGAUUCUUCGAUUUGCACCCAAAAAUGUGGUCUUCCCAUUUAUUGGAAUGCUGUGCAGAUUGUACCUUGCAACCAUGCAUUAUAAUGAAAAUGCAGACCGUGAGCAAGCUGUAACCAAAGCAGGAGAGGCAAAGUUCAAGGUUGUGUUCCCAAAAUCUAAGAGAGGGGAAUGCGUCGCAAGGCCAGUAAAAACACAAGCGACAUACUUUUAUGUGGAUGACCUGAUCAGGCUUGUGUUUGACGAGGUGCUUGAGGACCCAGCUCCAUUUGUUGAAAAGCUGAAGGAAAUCCCGAUUCCAUUGGACCUGGCAUCACAAUUCGAGAGGCCUUCUAAGGAGGACGUGAUUGCACGCCAUCUCACGCGCUUCAGUUUAGGGGUGGUCGGAAGCCGACAUACCGACCAUCCUGAUCGGGAAACUCCAAGCGGAUCCUAAGAACAACACACGAUGGGAUGACAACUCUAUUGUGUCGUCCUAGAUAGCCCCAACACCAGCUGACAAAGCUUCGAUACGCUGUGUAUCUGUAACCUCUGUAAGCAUUAAAAUGGACAAUUAUUCAGAGGAGAACAAUAUAGGA